AAAAUUACCAUAUGUUUUCUAUCGAAGUUUACAGGACUCCGACGUUCUCUGCCUCGCACGAAAAGUUCAUCGUCUCUCUUACUCAACGUCAUUUCACAACUCUCUUCAUCAUUUGCAUUCCCCAUCGAACUCUGACUCAGCCCUACAGAAUACUCACGCCUUUGCAUCUAGGUAUUUCGUCGCCGUAGUCAGAUCUUGUAAGACGGCCCGGAAGACAGCUAUCCCUCGAGUCCCUUUUAAGUCAGGACUUAGGACUCAUCGUAUCGUUUCGCUCGGAAGUGACUGCUUGAAUUUCUGAUCGCUCUUGAGCUGAGAUAUUUGCAAUUACGUCUUGUUUACCCUGCGGUGCUGCAUUACUUUGAUGCCCCCUGCGUUCUGUGCUGUCCUCAUCUAACUUUAUAUAUUUCACUAUAAUACAUGGCAGACAAUAUGGAGCGAUUUGAACAGCAGGCCGUGCUGCCUGACCUCGAUGAGGCCAUUGAUCUCCAUCGAGCUGCACUCGCGCUCUGUCCCCUUGGCCAUCCUGAUCGAUCUAUAUCUCUCAACAACCUCGCAGACAGUCUUAAUGUCAGAUUCGAGCAACGGGGGGCGCUGCCUGACCUAGAUGAGACCAUUGAGCUCCAUCGAGCUGUACUUGCGCUCUGUCCUCAAGGCCAUCCUGAUCGAUCAAUGUCUCUCUACAACCUUGCCAUCAGCCUUCGAAUCAGAUUCGAGCGACAGGGGGCGCUGCCUAACCUAGAUGAGGCCAUUGAGCUCCAUCGAGCUGCACUCGCGCUCCUUUCCUCAAGCCAUUUUCUUCGAUCAUCGUCUCUCGACAACCUUGCUUACAGCCUCAAUGCCAGAUUCAAGCAAAGGGGGGCGCUGUCUGACCUGGAUGAGGCCAUUGACCUCUAUCGAGCUGCACUUGCGCUCUGUCCCCUUGGCCAUCCUGAUCGAUCCAUGUCUCUCAACCGUCUUGGCAACAGCCUUAAUACUCGAUUCGAGCAACGGGGGGCGCUACCUGAUCUCAAUGAGGCCAUUGAGCUCAAUCGAGCUGCACUUGCGCUCUGUCCCCUUGGCCAUUCUGGUCGAUCCAUGUCUCUCAACAACCUUGCUAACAGCCUUCUAGCCAGAUUCGAGCAACAGGGAGCGCUAUCUGACCUAGACGCAGCCAUUGAGCUCCAUGGAGCUGCACUCGCGCUCUGUCCCCUUGGCCAUCCUGAUCGAUCCAUAUCUCUCAACAACCUUGCCAACAGCCUUAAUGUCAGAUUCAAGCAACAGGGGGCGCUGCCUGACCUCGAUGAGGCCAUUUGGCUCCAUCGAGUUGCACUCGCACUCUGUCCCCUUGGCCAUUCCGAUCGAUCCAUGUCUCUCAACAACCUUGCCAACAGUCUUGAUGCCAGAUUCGAGCAACAGGGGGCGCUACCUGACCUCAAUGAGGCCAUCGAGCUCCAUCGAGCUGCACUCGCACUCUGUACGCUCGGCAAUCCUGAUCGAUCCAUCUCCCUCAGCAACCUUGCUAUCGGCCUUGAUACCAGAUUUGAGCAACAGGGGGCGCUGCCUGACCUCAAUGAAGCCAUUGAGCUCCAUCGAGCUGCAUUUGCGAUCCGUCCACUUGGCCAUCCUCUUCGAUAUCAGUCUCUCAACAAUCUUGCCAACAGCCUUCGAGUCAGAUCCAAGCAACAGGGUGAGCUGUCUGACCUGGAUGAGGCAGUUGAGCUCUAUCGAGCUGCAUUCGCGCUCCUUUCCCCAAGCCAUUUUCUUCGAUCAUCGUCUCUCAACAACCUUGCUAAGAGCCUUCUAGUCAGAUUCGAACAACAGAGUAUGACAUCUGACUUGGAAGAGGCCUUUGGGCUUUAUCUGCAACUCCCUGAAAUAUCUCAUGCAGUCUGGUGUAAGGAUCUUUACGCUGCAAAGUCAUGGGCUGCCUCUGCCGAGCAGCUGAACCAUCACUCUGCAUUGGUUGCCUAUCAAACCGCAUUGGAGCUCCUUGAUCGGCACGUCACUGUUUUGUCCUCUUUUUCCCGCCACUUCGAUGUGAUCAGGGAGGCCACUUCCUCCAUUGCAAUGGAUGCUUUCUCAUGUAAUGUUCGCCAUGGUGCUCUGACCACUGCUGUGGAACUGGUGGAACGAGGUCGUGCAGUAUUCUGGACCCAGUUGGCCCGCUUCCGUACACCACUAGAUGAACUUUCUGCAUCAGGCGGCACUGGUGAAGCCUUGGCAGAAGAAUUUAAACAACUCAGCUUUCGGAUUCGUAAAGCGUUAGACGCACUAGAUGUAUCUCUUGAAGACCGGUCCUCGCAAAUCCGGCAACUCAUAAUUCAAUGGGAUGGUGUUAUCUCCCGCAUCCGCAGGUUACCCGACUUUUCCCGGUUUCUGCUGCCUCCGCUGUUCUCUGACCUGCAGAAGGCAGGAGAAGACGGCCCAGUCAUUAUCGUCAACGCAAGCCGGUACAGCUGCGACGCCUUGAUUAUCCUGAUUUCCCAAGAUCCUGCACACGUGUCACUCGAUAUCACGCAAGCUGAGGUCUCUGAGUUGACCUCUACAUUUCAGUCCCUCACAUCGCAUGCUGGCACUUCUGAUCAUAAAACCGAAUCAUACAAGAUUGUCGGUGUUUUACGCACACUCUGGAGGCGUGUAGUUGCCUCCAUACUUGAAGUGCUCAGGAAGUUCGUCCCCCGUGGCUCACGCAUUUGGUGGUGUCCUACUGCUGAGUUCACCCUGCUUCCUCUCCAUGCCGCUGGGCCUUACGAGCCGAAUAGUCAUAAUUUCUCUCACUUUUACGUCUCCUCUUACACCCCAACUUUGGCCACCCUCAUUCGCGCAAGACGGCAGGGUUCUCGAGAUGCUUCUUCUCAGCAUUUUGUUGCCAUCGGUCAAGCGAGCCCGGACAGAGCAAAGGAACUUCGGUGUGUCGCUGCUGAGUUAGAUAUCGUCGCUCAGCGUGUCGCACCCGUUUUGUCCUUUACAUCGCUUGCAGGCAGUGAUGCAACAGUCCAGGGAGCAUUCGACACAUUAAGCCAAAAACAGUGGCUUCACCUGGCCUGUCAUGGUAUGCCGAAUCAAGAAGAACCGUUUGAGUCUUCCUUCGCCAUGUACGACGGGUCUUUAAUGAUCAAGGAUAUCAUACGAACUCGCUUGCAGGAUCCGGAGUUCGCAUUCUUGUCGGCUUGCCACACUACUGUGGGUGAUAAGUGGAGUCCGGAUGAGGCGAUUCAUCUCGCUGCAGCCAUGCAAUUCUCCGGAUUUCGUAGCGUAAUAGGUUCCAUGUGGUCUGUAGACGACGAUGUUGCAGGCCAGAUCGUCUCUCAUUUUUACGACAACUUGGUUGACGAUUCAGGGAGAUUGGACUGCAAGCGUGCUGCAAGGGCAUUGCACAAGGCUGUGAAGAAGUUGCGCAAGCAGAUUCCGUUUGAACAGCAGAUCGUAUUCGUUCACAUAGGUGUUUAGUUUGUUUGAGACUCACUAAUCAUUAAUCAUUUCCC
Molecule: messenger RNA, 3464 nt
Organism: Suillus subalutaceus
Lineage: Eukaryota; Fungi; Basidiomycota; Agaricomycetes; Boletales; Suillaceae
Product: TPR-like protein
Exons: 3
Coding region: 418-3429 (1003 amino acids)
Molecular function (GO): protein binding
Source: RefSeq, a predicted model, not a curated record